CGGCAGCAGCUCUUCCACACAGCGGCUUCCACCGCCCUAGUCACCCACCCCCUACUCUUCCCGUCCAAUAAGCACUACUCGUUAGGUGCAUGCGCUAAAGGGAAGAUGCGCGAGAAUGGCAGUUGGGCGGAGCCUAUCCGCUACUGCUCCGCCCUCUGCCCUACUCUCGACUAAAGCUAAUGAGAAGGGUUUCUAACACAAUUGAUAGUCGGAAGAACCAAUCCCACUCCUCCAAGGCACGUGCGCAUGUAGAGCAGCCAGGCGGGCCCCCCGACAUGUGCCUGGUCGGAUUCUGAGACUCCUCGGUCCCUUCGCGUGCCUUUUAUUGAAGAGUAGAAACUGACGGAUGUUUAAACCAAUCAGCCCAGAAACUUUUCUAGGGACUUGGCCGAUCAGAAAGUAUUAGGGCACCUGUCUUCUUAGUAUUUGAAAAAGGGCUACCCAGUGAGGUGGAGUUUGAGAGGGUUAGUGUCGAGCGAUUGAUAACUUCUACCGGUAACGAUUACUCUCCGUCUCGCCUCGGGAGAAACCAUCUUUACUCCAUUUCCAACUGGUUUGGUACAUAAUGGCGUAAUAACUCAUAAUUUUUUUUGUUAAUAAAAUCAUUUGUCUUUGAAACUGGAAGUUUCAAAAGCUAAGACUCAAAGUCUCGGGCUGAACCGCUCGCAGCCCCAAAGUGAACGAAAAUCCCGUUAUCAAGGAGGCGUCACCCUGAGCAAGUCAAUCCUCUGCCCAUUGGCCGCAGUGUCUUCCUGAUAGACGUCCUCCCAGCCCAAUACCUACCUUCGUAGAGCGGGCCUAUGGGAGCCCACGUCGGCUCAGCCAAUAGGGUCAAGGUAGGGGGCGUGGCGGGAGGUUUGAAACUCAGCUUCGGGAGUUAAGACUCAAGCGCUUGUGGACCCAAGGGUGGCAUCGGGGCCCGGCACCCCUUCCUCGCCUCGGGCCGGGCCCUGCCCCACCCUACUUCUCCUGGUAAAGAUGGGCUUGGCCAAGAGCGUCCCAGCCACUCCUGCGCGGCCCCCGCCGCACAACAAGCAUCUGGCUCGAGUGGCUGACCCUCGUUCACCUAGUGCCGGCAUCUUGCGCACUCCCAUCCAGGUGGAAAGCUCUCCACAACCAAGCCUACCAUCAGGGAAACAGCUGGAGGGUCCUAGUCAGACCCAGGACUCCGAUCCCCGCUCUCCUACCCUUGGCAUUGCGCGGACUCCUAUGAAGAGCAGCACUAGCGAGCCUGUUCUGCCCUUGGAGACACCUUCGUCUUCUGAAUUGGACUUGCUUCUGGGCACCCAAUUAUCCCUUGAGGACCAAAUGCCAUCUCUGAGCCAAACUGAGCUCACCUCCAAACAGGUGUUUUCCAAGGAGGAAGCGGGACAGCCCACAGAAACCCCUGUGGCCAGCCAGGGCUCAGACAAGCCCUUGAGAGACCCUGAGACACCCCGAUCUUCAGGUUCUAAGCGUAAUAAUAGAUGGAAGCCAAAUGGCAAGGUACUAGGGAGGUCCCCCCUCACCAUCCUGCAGGAUGACAACUCCCCUGGAACCCUGACACCACGACAGGGUAAGCGGCCUUCUCCCCUGAGUGAAAAUGUUAGGGAACUAAAAGAAGGGGCCAUCCUGGGAACUGGACGACUUCUGAAAACUGGAGGACGGGCGUGGGAGCAAGGCCAAGACCAUGACAAGGAAAAUCAGCACUUUCCCUUGGUUGAGAACUAGGCUCUGCUUGGCCCCAUCACUGGGAUUGCCUGGGACCUGAUGAUGUCCUGUGUCCUCUCACCCUACCUUUCCCUGGGGUACUGAGAAAUGGCUUGUUGUCUUCGACUCCCCCUAAACUACCAACUCUGAGACUGAGAAUUCGAUUGGGCUUUUUUGUGUCUUGCGUGUUUUCUUGUAUAUUAAAGGAAGUGAUUUAAAAUGUU
Loxodonta africana (African savanna elephant) is the source of this 1913-nucleotide messenger RNA. It is a transcript of the gene CDCA3, whose product is annotated as cell division cycle associated 3. The transcript is spliced from 6 exons. The coding region runs from base 979 to 1710 and encodes 243 amino acids. The record is from RefSeq and is a predicted model, not a curated record. NCBI's taxonomy places the organism in Eukaryota, Metazoa, Chordata, Mammalia, Proboscidea, Elephantidae.